CGUGGGUUCUGUCGAGUUCACCCGAGUUCACGAUCGGAGUCGAGCGGUGCAAUCGCCAUGGUAAACAGCGGCAAACAACAACAACAACCGGAAAGAAAAAUGGCGAAGAGCUUUGGGUGCUGCGGCUCCGGUAAUCGCAGGGCGAUUUUAAUCAUACCUCUUUACUCCUACACCUAACUGUGUUGCGUUAGCAACAACGUAACGCAUACCAAGUAGUCAGGACAAGCGUGGGCCCAUUAUCGGUAGUGCCGCGUCGUCGGAAGUUCUCAUCUGUGUCUUCAUCAGAGCAGACGUCAUUGUAAUACGAGCUGGGUACAUAAAUAACCAUCGUAAACCUUGUCAACGAGGCCCAUUGUGAAGGAUAUACCCGUUCAUGCGGGAAAAAGUAGCGUACUGCAAUGCCAGAUCGGAAUCGGGGCUACGGAGACGAGGAAAAGGUAUUGAGGUGUCGUCUGCGUCUGUUUGUGUGCGUGCGCAGUUUGGUGCAUUGUGAAAUGUCCUGGUGUUGUUGACCGAUGCCUUGGAGUGAAGACGCGAACACGGAUCCACUACGAUUUGUCAAAACAGGCCAUGCUCCACUCAGCCAAAAGUUGGCUGAUAAUUUUUACAUCAGGCUCUUGAACAGCUGCGAAUGGCGAGUGAGCAGGCAGAAUCAUGGGCUCAGCAACGACUCAAGGCACGGGAGGAGGAAGAAACUGAGGACUGGCAAUCGAAACUGGCAAACUGGAAAGACCGUCGAAGACAGCAGAUGCCACGAAAGAGCAUCGACGCGGGUACUCCGCCUCAUGCUGGACACACCGCAGGUGCGUCACCUGAGCAUCAACGCAUCAUCAACGCAGCACACAACUCACCUGAGAAAGGCAGUUCCCAAAUUGUUCCUCAGAAAGUCUGCGAGACACAAGGAAUGUUCCGGAAGACUACCACAGAGGGCCUGCCUUCUCCUAAGCUAGCGCAACAACAACGUUCAAAGCCGCAACCACCACCAAAACCGUAUCCAAAGCCACAGCCAAAGCAGCAGCAGCCACAGCCAAUCCAAAGAGUACAAAAUCCCGCGGACCAUCCGCCUAUCGCGAACCGAGCGGAAGAAAACGGACGGAAAGAAGAACCCGUUUACGGCCGUUCCCGGUCGGCCCGAGAAUGGGGCACCGUGUGGCAGCAGGGAAGGUGGGAAGAGAGCGCGUCGGAUAAUACUCCGCAGAAUACUUACGGCAGUAGCCCUCCGCAGUGUUCUCCCACGGUGCGCGAUACUCAAGAAGGAAGAAGUAACGGGAAUUAUGUGCACAGUGGACGCAGUUACGUGUACGGAAACGAUAUGCCGGACAGUGAACGUGGCUGUGUGACCGAAACGUCGUACGCGAGUACUUGUCACAGUACUGCGUACAACAAUGCUCGCGACAACUCGUGGAAACCCGACAACGACGGCACAGAGUAUUACGGCCAUCGAAGCGGGUACGGAGCAUCCUCCGGCAGCAGAGCGGCCGAGACUAGGAAUGACGCAUUCUUGGGGGACUACAACUGUAACGCCUACGACCACACGGUGACUACGAGCACGAGCCUGCUGUCGGAGUUCAGCUGUGAAGCCGUGCCCAGGGAAGCUCCCCGUUUGGGGGAUAACAAGUGGGGUGGCAGGACUUCCCAGCCGCCAAAGCAGGAGGACAGCCGGCCACUGCAGCAGGUUCCGGAGACCCCGGAUGACCUGCCGUUGUCAGUGAGCGGCAGGCAGCGAUGCUCGCAUUGUCGGAAAGCUCUCGGCCACGGAGCAGCUAUGGUGAUAGAGAGCCUGGGGUUGCUGUACCACCUCGAGUGCUUCCGCUGUUGUGUCUGCAGCGCGCCCCUGGGCAAUGGCCGCCGCGGAACGGACGUGCGCGUCCGCAACACCAAGCUUCACUGCUGCAACUGCUACAGCAAUGACGAAGCUGGACUGCAGCUGAGUCGGGUGUGACCCCGCUGGACCGGAAAGGGUGUCAAGCCUUUUACGAGGAACACAGAAAGUCAUCACAUGGCUCCUUUGGUAUUUUAGGCAAUGAUUUAGUCUGCAACACGGCAGAUGAUUUUUUUUUCCCAUUAGUAUUGAGCAUUUUCAUCUGUAGUCAUAUUGGAGGUAAGACAAUAACCUAUAGGUGCACACACAACCUUUCAAGCCCAAAUGUGAUGGAUACAGUAUUUCAAAGGGUUCAGAAGUUGAUACAGCGUAAUUUUUCUGAAAUUUAUGUCCGUUCCAGGAAAUAUAGUGCAGGCUAGAAAUCGUUUGGCUGGUACUGACCUAAACGCCUCAGAUGAAACAAAGCCAUUGGUGCACAGCUGGAAGACGUUUCUAAAGGUGCACCAGUGUAGAAAGCACAUGAGGCAUUAAUGAGGCAACUGGAAUUAAUCCCUGUCGUGUCAUCGGUUGUAGAUCAUUAAGCCGAUUGCUUCGAAGCUAAUUUCAAUUAGCCCGAUGUACAGCAUCAGAAGAGGGCACGUGCGUACUGCAUAACCGUGGAUAUUUAUAUACUCAUCACUAGAGUGCGGAUAAAUAACGACUAAAAACUCGCAAAAUAUGCAUGCAAGUUUGCACCAAAAAUCUUCAAAAUAUGCACAAAAAACUGCGAAUAUAUGCAAUGUUAUUCACUGUUCUUGGUAAGAAGACAAUGCAUCUAAUGCAUAUUUGUCAAAAUGUAAGCAUCAUAUUAGGGAUAACAAGGUAAAAUAAAGCGGCCUUCAUUCAGGAGCACACAACAAAGAAGGCUCGCACCAUAGGUAUAAACCAUGCAGCUGAAGGCUUUGCUUUCGGCACUACACCACGGUAACUGUAAAGAAAGUGGAGAAGGCGAAGUAUUGCCCACAGGCCAUACAAGAACAGUGAACGCACCACACCGAAACGUAGAAAACUUUCUAUUCUGACCAAAAUUUUCGAGAAAGAGGACCCAAAACAUUCCUUAAUCUUGCAAAACUGUAAUUAAAAAGAAGCUAGCUAGCUCUCGCACCUGGAAAUAUGCACUAUGCAUGCAUUUUCACGUGGAACGCGCAUUUAUAUGCACCAUAGAUCCCUUCUAGUCGGUACCAAACAACGACUAAAAGUGUUUUCAUUGUCCAGGUACGAAGCCGUACGAAGCCAUACGGAGAGAAAAAAAAAAAAAAAAUUUGCAUGAAAAUCUGCGCUCUACUCAUCACGUAGACAAUGUGUAGCAAAUUUCACGCACCAGCAACAAAGCAGAGCUGUUUAUGAACUCUUUCAAUGAUGGAACAAUGACUCAUGAACUCAUCUACAAAGGUUGUACUGUAACCAGAAGGAAAACAUUUGUAGUGCGCAUUUAUGUGUACAUACUAUGCAGAGCUCUGAACAGCUGACAUGUACAUUGAACCAAAGUUUAUGAUGGCACAACAUGGUCCGUAGUAUUACACGUAAGAAUGCCUGUGCAGGCUUAAAGUGCACAAUGUUACCAGACUGUACAGCCCUUUACUAAACGCUUUUAACCCAUUAUAUUUAGGCCAAAACUGCCGAGAGACAAUGAACUAACUACAUGCAGUCUAUUAGCUGGACGUUUUUAGAGUAGCUGUAGAAGUCAGCUGUUUUGUAACUCAUUUUACUGACUUGUUCCACGAUGAAUUUUUGUGCACAAGGGUAAAGGGGGUAUUGACAGAGUUUACAACAUUGUUGAAAUGCAUUAUGCCCAUUUGCAAAUGCACACUGAUGUUAUGUAGAGGAAUCCUGCAGUAGCAGGUUUCAAACAAGAGUAUAUACUAUGUCUUCCGUCCAAUAAAGUUGGUCACCAUCUUUUUAGGUGAGAAUCG
This is a messenger RNA of Ornithodoros turicata, 3774 nucleotides long. RefSeq names its product probable serine/threonine-protein kinase samkC. Gene Ontology annotation, cellular component: stress fiber. The transcript has 5 exons. The record is from RefSeq and is a predicted model, not a curated record. Gene Ontology annotation, molecular function: myosin II head/neck binding. The coding region runs from base 632 to 1942 and encodes 436 amino acids. NCBI's taxonomy places the organism in Eukaryota, Metazoa, Arthropoda, Arachnida, Ixodida, Argasidae. Gene Ontology annotation, biological process: positive regulation of stress fiber assembly; regulation of focal adhesion assembly.